CGCUCCCCGAGUGUCGACCCGUGAUGCGGGCACUUAACGCCGCUGAGGUCGACGCCGUCUGGAGCCGCACACUGCUAGCACGUCUGGAGACGCUGCUCGAGGCGCCCGUCAUCGACAUCGUGCCAGUCAGCUGCGUGGUGCCCGCCUGGAUCCGACACAACACGGUCCGCGUGACGCAGCGCGGCCUGGUGCAGCCCCUGCAGCCCGGACAGCCGGCGCUGCCCCGCUGGCUCCUGCUCGCCAUGAAGUCACUCGCCAACUGGCCGCAGUACCAGCUGGCCGACUUGCCGGAGAGCGACUACGCCGACUUCCAGCUGGACGUGUUCUGCGUCAUCCGCGACUACUUCGCCGCGCUGCCGUUCCCGCUGGUGCCGUACGACCUGUACGAUCCGCUGGUCGCCGCCUUCCUGCGCGCCGAGGACGCGGACCGACGCCUGCGACAGCGGCAGCCGACAGCGCGCGCGCCCGGCUCCGUGGAGAACCUGCUGCUGCUCAUGUCGCCGACGGCGGAGGCCUCCACGCCGCGCCAGCCUGUCCUCACGCCAUUGACGGCGCUGCGUCGCGGCGACGGCGGUUACCGCGAUUUCAAGGAGGACUCGCUGUUUGCGCCGCCGGCGCCCGUCACGCCGGCGCGCCAGAGCGUAGCCCAGCUGCGCUCACGCCUCAUGCGGCUGGGGCGCCGACGUCACAACAUGUCCGUGUCCAGCACGCAGUCUGGCGGCCGACCAUUGGACGCGUCUUGCCCCGAGCCGCGCGACUGCCGGUACUCGGCGUCGAGCCUGCCGCCGGCCGAGGCGCUCUCCUCGUCUGCCACGUCGAGUUUCUACUCGCCGGUGUUCUCCCCCGGGCUGGCGCAGGCGGCCCGUCAGCGUCACUCGGGUGAGCGCGCGGCGAGCUGA
Molecule: messenger RNA, 899 nt
Organism: Pollicipes pollicipes
Lineage: Eukaryota; Metazoa; Arthropoda; Thecostraca; Pollicipedomorpha; Pollicipedidae
Product: DEP domain-containing protein 1A
Exons: 5
Coding region: 24-899 (291 amino acids)
Source: RefSeq, a predicted model, not a curated record